Molecule: messenger RNA, 660 nt
Organism: Fulvia fulva
Lineage: Eukaryota; Fungi; Ascomycota; Dothideomycetes; Mycosphaerellales; Mycosphaerellaceae
Exons: 1
Coding region: 1-660 (219 amino acids)
Source: RefSeq, a predicted model, not a curated record
AUGGACAAAUCGCCGCUUGGAAGCCUCGCACCGGAGCUGCGCAACCGCAUCUAUGAGCUUGUCUUAGCACAAGACCAGCCAGUAUACAUCAUCCAGACCAGCCGCGCAUAUGGCAAAUACAAACAAGAUCCACACCGUUCGCGUCGACUCGAGAUCGCUAUCACCCAGACCUGCCGCCUUCUCCGACAAGAGUCUACCAAGAUGUUCUACGGUUUCAACUUAUUCACGUUCGCCGGCCCCGGUCAGACCGCUUUCGGCAAUCCACUGAACGUCGCACUCGGGUUCCUGGAGAGCAUCGGCGAAGUCAAUGCUUUCGCAGUCCGCGAGAUCCACAUCGAAAGUCACAGACGAACGCCCGUCUAUGCAGGUCCACCACACCCAAGAUCGGAGGAAUCGGCUGAAGAAGCCAAGAACCAACUCGACAUUGCCAGCAGGGGCGCGGAUCGGAUUUGUCAGAUGGCACCAGCUUGCCACGUUUUAGUGGACCUAUCAUUUCAUGCUGGCGCCCUCAGCUUCCACCUGCCAACACGAAGCGCUUCGAUGGAAAGAUAUAUCAAGGAGGUUUUAGCGCUAUUCGUAGAGAUGGCACCGGGGGUCUGGCCAUCAGGUGCAGUCACAGUCACCCAGCAGAUCAUCGAUGCACAGUGGAAUGCGAGGUAG